Molecule: messenger RNA, 1095 nt
Organism: Daktulosphaira vitifoliae (grape phylloxera)
Lineage: Eukaryota; Metazoa; Arthropoda; Insecta; Hemiptera; Phylloxeridae
Product: cAMP-dependent protein kinase catalytic subunit alpha-like
Exons: 3
Coding region: 1-1095 (364 amino acids)
Biological process (GO): peptidyl-serine phosphorylation
Cellular component (GO): nucleus; cAMP-dependent protein kinase complex
Molecular function (GO): cAMP-dependent protein kinase activity; ATP binding
Source: RefSeq, a predicted model, not a curated record
AUGGGUUGUGUACUGUCUAAAUCUAGCACUCAUGAAUGGGAACCUAAUGAAGGUAAUUUGAACCAAAAAUCGUCAUGCGGUCUCACCAGUUAUUGGAAUUUGCUUAAAAGUGAUUUUGAAAAUAAGUACUUUAACGAAAAUAAAGCAUCAAUCGCAAAUCAUACAGAUUUUCGUAUGUAUCAAUUGCUAGGUGAAGGUGCUUACGGACUUGUGGCUUUAACUACUCAUACAAGAACUGGUGAGGUUUAUGCCACUAAAAUAAUGGCAAAAAAGAAAAUUAUUAAAAAAGAAUUGGUUCAACGCACAUUCAACGAAAAACGUAUUUUAGAAUCAAUAGAUUUUGCAUUUGUCGUCCGACUAACGUACUUUUAUCAAGACAAUACUUAUCUCUAUUUUGUUAUGCCAUUUGUGUGUGGUGGUGAUCUUUUUACUUAUAUACAACGUAAAGGUCGAUUGGAUGAGGAUAAAGCACGAUUUUAUGGUUCAGAAGUUCUUCUGGCUAUUGAAUAUUUACACAGACUUAACUUAGUUCAUCGAGACGUCAAGCCAGAAAAUAUAUUAAUAGACUCAUAUGGCCACGCUCAACUGGCGGAUUUUGGAUUCUGCAAGUAUGUUCAAGGUCGUACAUAUACUUUGUGCGGAACGCCAGAGUACAUUGCGCCCGAGAUGCUAGUCCGCAAAGGUUACGGUAGAACCGUAGAUUAUUGGGCUUUUGGUGUGCUUAUUUAUGAAAUGGUAGCUGGUUAUUCGCCGUUUGUUGAGCGUGACGAAGAAAUAAUGUACAGAAGAAUUUCAACUGGCAAAUACACUUGUCCUUUCGGGUUUACAUCUGAUUUGAUGGAUAUUUUGCGACAUGUUCUUGUUGUAGAUGUGACUAAACGUUACGGAAAUCUGGUCAAUGGCGUCCGAGAUAUUAAAAAACAUAGAUGGUUUGAAUCAAUCGACUGGUGUGCCACAUUCAACAAGCAAACACAGCCUCCUUUCGUACCUGUUUUACUUAAUAGCAUGGAUUCGAGUAAUUUCAAUAAAUUUAAAGAAAAAAUAUUUGUAGCAUCAAGUAAAGACCAAUAUAAUGACGAGUUUAAACAUUUUUAA